This is a messenger RNA of Heterotrigona itama, 359 nucleotides long. NCBI's taxonomy places the organism in Eukaryota, Metazoa, Arthropoda, Insecta, Hymenoptera, Apidae. The record is from the annotation of a GenBank genome assembly.
AUGAGAGACGAUGAUCGCCCCGGCGAAUACCAUAAAAGGAAACGUAUGGUGGAAAUAACAUAGUCGUCCGGGGCGGCUUUAUCAGCCACGCGGCAGCUCAUUUCCAAAGUAAUUCCGUCGUCGUGGCCGUAACUCGCGUCGUCCGGCAGGCACCCAGCGUGUAUAUACGCCUCUGCGCGUCAAAUGAAAGCGGACGGGUUCCUGAAGCUGGACGGCACUUUGUCACACUUGCACCCAUCCACGCUCCGGAUAAGAUACGGUUCUCAUAUGGGCCGACUUGUCCUCCAGCCAGGCCGAUCGUACUGCGCGCGUGGAUCUCCACGGCUCUCUUCACCUGCAACGCAAAUAAAUAUUUUUGA